ACGCACCCCAAGACUUGCAGAUGCAGGGGACCGGGCAACUCCCGGGUCCCCAGUCUGAUCCGCAGGGCCUGACAGCUGUCUGCCUGUGUUCCUUUCCGGGAGCUGGGGAUACCCCGCAGGUCUUUAAGGGGUGACUGCAUGCUGGCCGUCACCAGCACACACCAAUGCGAACCGGCUUUGCUGGUGAACGAUAGCCCAGCCCGAGCCUGUGACUGUCCCUAAGAGCAGGGUUUACUGUGUUUCUGUGCUGUUCACAGGUGGAGCGACCUACAGGAGAAAAGAAAAAAGAGCACACACACUCCGUGGUUUUAUUUUCAAAAUUCUCUCUAGUUAAACUUUUAGCAUAUCCAUUCUUCCAGCUUUGCAUCCGGGGAGAGGACGCUGGGGGUUAACCAUCCAGCUUCCACCGGUGUCUGAAGCUCUGGGUUUGAGCGCACUGUUCCCAAAGAGGCUUCGACCGAGAGGCGAUGACCCGGCAGAGAAGAUGUUUACCGUGAUGGCCCGCCAGCCUUGUGAACCAGCAGGCUUCAGGGCCCUCUCCCGGACUCCGGCCAUCGUCACCUUGGUGGCCCUGCUUGUGAGCAUCGUGGUGCUCGUGACACUCACGCUCAUCCAGAUCCGCCACCCUCAGGUCCUCCCUCCGGGGCUGAAGUAUGGAAUCGUGCUGGACGCUGGCUCUUCCAGAACCACCGUGUACGUGUACCAGUGGCCAGCAGAGAAGGAGAAUAACACGGGCGUGGUCAGCCAAACCUUCAAAUGCAGUGUGAAAGGCUCUGGAAUCUCCAGCUAUGAGAAUAAUCCCCAAGACGCCCCCAAGGCCUUUGAGGACUGUAUGCUAAAGAUCAAGGAGCAGGUCCCCGAGCCCCUCCACGGGUCCACCCGAGUUUACCUGGGAGCCACAGCUGGGAUGCGUUUGCUGCGGUUGCAGAAUGAGACAGCAGCUCGUGAAGUCCUUGAGAGCAUCCAAAGCUACUUCGAGUCCCAGCCUUUUGACUUUAGGGGUGCUCAGAUCAUUUCUGGGCAAGAGGAAGGGGUGUAUGGAUGGAUUACAGCCAACUAUAUAAUGGGAAAUUUCCUGGAGAAGAACCUAUGGCACAUGUGGGUUCACCCGCACGGAGUAGACACCACAGGAGCCCUGGAUCUGGGCGGCGCCUCCACCCAGAUAUCCUUUGUGUCGGGAGAGAAGAUGGAGCCGAAUGCCAGUGACACGGUGCAGGUGUCCUUGUACGGCUACACGUACACGCUCUACACACACAGCUUCCAGUGCUACGGCCGGAACGAGGCAGAGAAGAAGUUCCUGGCCAUGCUUCUGCAGAGCUCGCCCACCGGAACCAACAUCAGCAACCCCUGCUACCCCCGGGGUUACAGCUCCACCUUCGACUUGGGCCACGUGUUCGGCAGCCUGUGCACGGAGAAGCACAGGCCAGACAGAUACAACCCCGGUGAUGUCGUCACCUUCCUGGGAACUGGAGACCCAUGGCUGUGCAGGGAGAAGGUGGCUUCUGUGUUUGACUUCAAAGCUUGCCAGGAGCAAGACGCUUGUUCCUUUGAUGGCGUUUACCAGCCCAAAGUUCAAGGGCCAUUUGUGGCGUUUGCAGGGUUCUAUUACACAGCCAGUGCGCUAAACCUCUCGGGAAGCUUCCCCCUUGCCGCCUUCAACAGCAGUAGCUGGGACUUCUGCAAACACACCUGGAUGGAGCUCCCGUCCCUGCUUCCCAGAUUCGACGAGGUGUACGCCCGCUCCUACUGCUUCUCAGCCCACUACAUCUACCACCUGCUCGUAAACGGCUACAAAUUCACGGAGGAGACUUGGCCUCGGAUACGCUUUGAGAAAGAAGUGGGGAACAGCAGCAUUGCCUGGUCCCUAGGCUACAUGCUCACCCUGACCAACCAGAUCCCAGCUGGAAGCGCCCUGAUCCGUCUACCCAUACAGCCACCGGUUUUCAUGGGGGUCCUGGCCUUCUUCACGGCCAUCGCCUUGCUGUGCCUGGCAUUUCUUUUGUAUCUGUGUUCAGCAUUCAGGACAAAGGGACGCUCUGAGAAUGCCUUCGACCAAGCGGUAGAUUCUGACUGAGACUUCAAGCAGCAGCUGGAGCCCGAGGCUGCCUUGUAGCGACACCAGGCAGUAUGAGCCAAGUGGCUGCCACUGGGACCUGCUCCACGGCCACGUGCCAAGGUCAUGUGUCUUGCAGCUACUGGUUCCUGCCAGAGAACCUCCCGGGAGUCUCUCAACUACCCAGCGAGAGUUGCCCCUGCGACCCCUCCCCACCUGAUUGCUGACCCGCUGGGAAUCAAGGAGACGCAGGCUGUCUCAUUCGGGGACUUCACUCUAUCCACUCUAGAGGAAGUUGAGAAUAUAAUAAUUUAACGAGGAAGGUACUGACCACAGGGCUUGGUUUCCAUUUUCUCCCCAUCACUAUUCUUCCUAGCGAGGCACCCAUGAAGGUUCUGACGGAGACAUCUCACCCACGCUCCCUCCUAUAGGUCCUUUGUAAGACUCUCUUGUCUUUCAUUUGAGUCCAGCCCUAUCUCAAGCCACGAUACUUUCUUUUGGCAAUCCCAUAAGCGUUAAGCUCCCUGACUGGUAGGAUGUAGCAUUUAUUGGGAAAGCUCAUAGUGUUGAGUCUCAUGUAGCCCAUGCUAGCCUCCAACUCACUGUGUAGCCAAGGAUGACCUUCAACUUCUGAUCUACUCCCGAGUGUUGCAAUUAUGGCUGUGAAUCACUGUACCCAGUUUAUGAGAUGCUGGGGCUAGAACCCAGGGCUUCAUGCAUGCUAGGCAAGUAUUCUACCAACUGAACCAUACCCCAGCUAAGAAGACUCUUGUGGCCCCGAGGAUUCCUGGCCUUUGUCAUGCAGACAGAGCCUGAAGCAGACAGAAGCAUACAAGUUCCUAAGACGGUAGCUGCCCUCAUUGUGGAAUUCCCACUGGGGACUCUGGUCAUGAGACAGACUUGGUGUGUGUCAUAGUCCUUGUGUAAUCGCCUCACAAGGCUGUGUCCUCCUCUGAUCACACCCAGUCGGCUGCAGGGGAGUGGCUCUCAUUGACCUGGCAAGACUCUUGCCCAGGGCUGACUUGCUACUGUCUUCAUGGGACGUGGUUUUCCCACAACCCUCACAGGCAUACUUGAUCCUGUGCUAAGACGUCCCAGUCUGGAGUUUCUGGUCAGUUACUUCCCCUGGUUACAGUUCUCCCCAAGUAGCUGCUGCACAUCUCCAUAUUUGGAGUCUCCACCUCCAAAGUCGGAUGAGAAAGGCUUCGGCAAGCCCGGGAGCUACAAGCGACAAAUCGAUGCUGUUUCACAUGGCUGGUUGUUGGCGCCGUAUGGAAUAAACUCUUGUUUUUAUUUUGCAA
Mesocricetus auratus (golden hamster) is the source of this 3354-nucleotide messenger RNA. It is a transcript of the gene Entpd3, whose product is annotated as ectonucleoside triphosphate diphosphohydrolase 3. Lineage: Eukaryota; Metazoa; Chordata; Mammalia; Rodentia; Cricetidae. The record is from RefSeq and is a predicted model, not a curated record. Gene Ontology annotation, molecular function: UDP phosphatase activity; GDP phosphatase activity. The transcript has 11 exons. Gene Ontology annotation, biological process: nucleoside diphosphate catabolic process. Bases 485 to 2074 code for a protein of 529 amino acids. Gene Ontology annotation, cellular component: plasma membrane.